AUGCAGAAUCGUCCUCGUGGCUGUGUUGCAGCUCUGCAUUUGCUGUUGAUGCUCUGCGGACCGGUGAUCGGGGCUUUACAUACGACGGAUGAGUUCACGUUCAGUUGUGUGCCAUUGACGACUCAGUUGUCGGAUCCGAUUGUUACGCCUGGAGAGCCGUCCGGACAUACACAUGUCGUUGCGGGGGGGACGGCAUUCCAGAGGACAAUGAAUCAGAGCACGGCGCAGAAUGCACGGGAUACGACAUGUGGGGUGGCGAUUGACAAGAGCAAUUAUUGGAUUCCGCAGCUCUAUCAUUGGAGGCGGAAUGGGUCGUUUGAGCUCAUUGAGUAUCAGUCAAGUAGUAUCUAUUACUUUAAUCGAGCAUGCAAUUAUACGGCUGGGUUGACGGCUUGCGAUGAAUCGCAGUUUGCGUUAGCGCCGCCGGAGGGACUGAGAAUGGUUGCGGGGAAUCCGCGUCUUCGGACAUAUAACGAUUCGGACUGGUCCCAACGCGCGAUCAGUCAUAUGUGCAUCGGGCAGGAUGGGAGCUCAAACGAGACCAAAGGUCUUCCUCAGCGACCAUGUGAGAUGCUGAGAUCCCAGGUGUUUAUGCCAUCUUGUUGGGAUGGAGAGAAUCUUGACAGUCAAGAUCAUCAGAGCCAUAUGGCGUAUCCGGUGAUAGGAGACUAUAACAAGGGUGUUUGUCCAGAAUCUCAUCCCGUUGCGAUAUAUUCCAUUUUUCUGGAAUUCUUUUUCAAUACAGCGCCCUUUCCCGACUACCGCAACUGGGUAUAUGCGAUGGGUGACCCAACUGGAUAUGGCCUGCACGGAGAUUUCAUGUAUGGCUGGACCGACCAGAGUGCUCUGCAGCAAGCAAUGGAUACGUGUACAGGCCCAAAUGGACUGACCGAUCCCGAAUGCUCGAUAACGAGGACCCAAAAGAGAGCCGUAGCUCCAAUGACGCAGCCUUUGGAUGUGGCUCCACCAAACGACGAAUUUGGACAAAACGGUCCUAUUGCAAGGUUGCCCGGUGGCCAUAACCCGGUAAUUGGACCACCGGGUUCACACUGGCAUGGUUGA
Messenger RNA from Aspergillus ibericus CBS 121593, 1062 nucleotides. RefSeq names its product DUF1996 domain-containing protein. NCBI's taxonomy places the organism in Eukaryota, Fungi, Ascomycota, Eurotiomycetes, Eurotiales, Aspergillaceae. The transcript has 4 exons. The record is from RefSeq and is a predicted model, not a curated record. The coding region runs from base 1 to 1062 and encodes 353 amino acids.